UUUUUAAGGAUUAAUCUAUAAGAAUUAAUAAAUAAAUAACGACAAUAACUUUCUAAAUUUAUUCAACAAUUUAUUAUUAAUAAUGGAGUGCAUGGAGAAAAGUCAUCAAAUGAAUGCAAUAAAAUCUAAGUGCAAUAAUAAAAUUGACAUUAACGAAGAGGACAAGUCACUUGAAAUAAAUUUGGAUAUACUACAUAGUACAAAAAUGGAUACCACACCUUAUCAAGAUGAUGCAGAAAAGAAAAUUGUACUCCUUAAGCAUUUACUUGAAAAAGAUCCAAAAGCUGCAGAUUUAAAGUGGUCACUUUUUGUAGCAGCAUGUAAUACAUAUCGUUGUGAUACUUGUUUACGACCAUUUCCACCUAUGUAUGUAAAAAAUGAAUGCAAGGAUAUCGAAGCUUUGAGAAAGACCGUAGAACUGAUACCUCCAUUGGCAGUAAUAUUUAGAGAACUUCAUGAGCCAAAUGUAUAUGCUAAUUAUGGACCAGCAAUAGACUUGUUACAUUGGGUGUUAAUAAGAUUAAGAGAUCCUUAUAUUAAAAGUAUAAGUAAGGAAAAUUAUGAUUCUGUAUUAAAGAAAAUACCUUCAGAAAUGCAAGUUGCUCCACCUAAUUUAAUAUUUCAAGUAGCAAGUGCGAAGCAAUCGACUGCAGAGGAAAAGUGGAAAUCUAACGGACAAGGUUAUUCCACAUUAUAUGCUUAUCAUGGCAGUCGUUUAGAGAAUUUUCAUUCCAUUUUACAUUAUGGUUUACAACAGAACAUGUGUAAGAAGUCAUUAUAUGGAAAAGGAAUAUAUCUUUCAAGUGAAUUAGGAGUAAGUUUACCAUAUAGUCCUGUUGGCUAUGGAUGGGGUGGUAGUGUUCUAGGUAGUGAAUUGAGUUGUGUAGCUCUUUGUGAACUUAUUAAUCACCCUGCCAUAAAAAAACAUAAUCCAAAAGCUAGAAUACAAAAUACAUCAUCCGAAUCAGUUCCGAAUAAAUAUUAUUUAGUUACCAACAGUGAUUUGGUAAGAAUUCGUUAUCUUCUUGUUUAUAGUCAAGAAAUUCAACCAACGAGGAAUGAUGAAAGCUCGGGAUUAUUAGAGUGGUUUAGACAGCAUAAAUUAUUAACUUUUAUGCUUGGAUAUGUCAUAUUAUUAGCUUCAGUUGGACUGACGCAUAAUAAGCAAGUUGAAAAAUAUUAUAGAUUGCUUGUCCAAAAAACUGGAUUUGAUUAAAGCAAGAGAAAAAAACUUUAAUAAAAUUUAAUAAUCUAAAAUAAUCUAAACUAAUGAAUACACAUUGUUACUUAUAAAGAGCUGAUGUUGUUUGGGCAUAAAAAAUAUCUUUUAAUUUACACUUUUAAAUAUAGAAAAAAUUUCUAUCGCAUAUAACGAUAAUUACUUAUACUUCAUUUUGUAUAAACAAAUAUAAAAAUAUUUGAUAUAAAAUAAUAUAUUAUGUAUAAAUAAUGUAAAAUGAAUACAUUAUUUAACUAACUUAAGAUAAUUGCAUUUAUGUGCUACUACAGUUUAUAUUUUUAUAUACUAAAUGAUUGUUAGCAUCUGGAAAGUAUUAUAGGAAAAUUUUCAGUAACUAAAUAAUCGUCUUCGAAUAUAAUGAUAAGAUUUACUUCAAAUUCUGAAAUGAAAUAAAAUGCAAUAUUAAAUAUUCAACUGAAUAAGUAUUUAAAAAAUCACUUUUUCUUCUUCCUCUAAACGUUGAUAUCGUAAACAAUUUCUUACCAACUUUGAAAUUACUUGUACUUAAAGUAGGACAAGUAAAUAAUCUUGGAAAUAUCAUGUAAAUAGGUAUAGGCAAAUUCGUACAUAUGUUUCCUUCUCCUAUUUGUAUAUUUUGUAUUUCUGUUGCUAUAAAAUAUAUUAUUUUUUGAGAA
Polistes canadensis is the source of this 1875-nucleotide messenger RNA. RefSeq names its product mono [ADP-ribose] polymerase PARP16 (gene Parp16). Gene Ontology annotation, biological process: endoplasmic reticulum unfolded protein response. The coding region runs from base 83 to 1216 and encodes 377 amino acids. Gene Ontology annotation, cellular component: membrane; nuclear envelope; endoplasmic reticulum tubular network. The transcript is spliced from 6 exons. Gene Ontology annotation, molecular function: kinase binding; protein serine/threonine kinase activator activity; NAD+ poly-ADP-ribosyltransferase activity. Lineage: Eukaryota; Metazoa; Arthropoda; Insecta; Hymenoptera; Vespidae. The record is from RefSeq and is a predicted model, not a curated record.